AAUGGAAGCCUAUUUCAGCCGAUCUGAUUGGAUCAGACUUUCAGGGCUUUUGAAAGGACCAUCUAAAUGUUUCACCAUCCGCUGCUGGGAGAACGUACACAGUCUCUCUCAACCCCCCAGAAGAUGAACCCAACCCUGGCUUUGCUGCUGCUCUGCCAGCUUGCCUUGUAUACGUCAGUGACAUCCAAGAAAGGUACAGUGCAAAUUAUUUGAUUAAUGCUAUAUUUUUCAAUUACAGAAUAUAUAUUACAGUGUUGGUUCACAAGACUCUGUAACCUAUGCUUUAGCUGUAUUUCAUAUAUUUGUUUUUAUAUAAUAUACAGGGUAACAUUGUUUGUCUAUCAUUCCCAUUUAUCCUCAGUAUGUGGCCGCCCGCCCGUGACCGACGGUAUAGAUACGCUGGGCCUAAAGCGUGUGUAUGAGAUUGGAGAAGAGGUGACCCUGGCGUGUGAGCGUGGAUACAUACCUGGGAAAGCCAGAACAGCCAGGAUCACCUGCUCUGCCUCGGGAGAGUGGACCAAACUGGACCUUGUGUGUUCUCGUAAGUUCCACCCCAUUCACAAAACAUCCAAUAUAUAAUGUAAAGCAUAAGUCCACCUAUGGUCACAAAAAUUCAGGUAAAUUAUUGGAUUUUCCAGAAAUCCUGGUUGGAGGAUUCCAGAUUUCCUGCUUAUUAGCCCCUGAUUCAAGGAAUCUUCCAACUGGGAUUUCUGGAAAACCUGGGAAUUUUGGGAACAUUUCUGAGAAUUUUAGAACCCUAAAGUCACCUAUACAGUACCAUGGACAGUCCAUACUAUUUAUUUUAAUUGUAUUUUUACAACAUAUCCACAUGAAUCUUAUACAUUUUUGACACAGCAAAGAUGUGCCCUCUCCCCAAGCCUAUGCAAAAGCCAGGGAUGAUUGACGUGCCAUUCAAGAGUGUACUCAACUACACCUGUGAUGACGGGUGAGGGAAAUACAGUGUGUUUUAGUUCUGACUACAUUUUGACUAUGCAUCUCAGACCAAUAAGAAUUUGUGUUCUUCAGGUACGUCAUGAUAGGAGCCAAUGAGAGCGUGUGUUUACACGACGGUACCCUCAGUGCACCACCACCAAUGUGUAAAGGUAUAUCUCUUUACCAUACCUCAGGAAUGUAACCUUGCUUUUCUCCAUUGUGCCUAAAUAUGAAAAUAUAGUGUCUCAAUUAUUUUUAAUAUUUCUUCCCUCCAGCUGUGAGUUGUGCUCUGCCUCAAGCACCUAAGCAUGGUAAAAUUGUCUAUGACAAGAAGUUCACCGGCAGUGAAACCCGGUACGGACAGAGUUGGACAUAUGAGUGUUUGCCGCCAAGAGCUCCCAUUGGCAACGAGAGAGGAUCGUGCCUGGCCAGUGGAAACGUGACUGAGCCACCAGUAUGCGAGGGUAGGUGCAGACAGUGGCAGCACAAGCAAAAAUGGUCUGUUCCAUCAUGAACAAAGCUCAUUGGUUGAGAAAUUGUUUCUGGUUGAACCACUGAUUAAUUAUCAAUUAUCUUUUGGGGCACAUUAUUACAUGCACUACCAGUCAAAGGUUUGGACACACCUACUCAUUCAAGUUAUUUAUUUAUUUUUACUAUUUUUUUACAUUGUAGAAUAAUAGUGAAGACAUCAAAACUAUGAAAUAACACAUAUGGAAUCACGUAGCAACCAAAAAAGUGUUAAACAAAUCAAUUGAGAUUCUUCAAAGUAGCCACUCUUUGCCUUGAUGACAGCUUUGCGCACUCUUGGCAUUCUCUCAACCAGCUUCACCUGGAAUGCUUUUCCAAAAGUCUUGAAGGAGUUCCCACAUAUGCUGAGCACUUCUUGGCUGAUUUUCCUUCACUCUACGGUCUACCUCAUCCCGAACCAUCUCAAUUGGGUUGAGGUCAGGGGAUUGUGGAGGCCAGGUCAUCUGAUGCAGCACCCCAUCACUCUCCUUCUUGGUAAAAUAGCCCUUACGCAGCCUGGAGGUGUGUUGGGUCAUUGUCCUGUUGAAAAACAAAUGAUAGUCCCACUAAAACCAGAUAUAUUUUGAUUUGUUUAACACUUUUUUGGUUGCUACGUGAUUCCAUAGGUGUUAUUUCAUAGUUUUGAUGUCUUCACUAUUAUUCUACAAUGUAAAAAAUAAAUACAAAUAAAAUAAAAUGGGGGGGCCCCUAGCGGUAUGGGAACUGCUUAUGCCUGGAGCCGGCCCUGAUGAUGAUUCUCUAAAAUGGUUAUCGCUAACUGCUCAUCCACUCCAAGCGAUGAUAAUUGAUCAAUUUGCAUAAUCCUGUCUUCCUCUGUUUACACCUUAACAAUUAUUUCAAUAAUGUAGACUAACCCUGACAAUAUUACUUGAAAUAGGUUAUUGCAUUGUUAAUACACUUUCACUAGCCCAUUACUUUUCUGACCUGUUGCAGAGGUGAGUUGCUCCAUCCCACCAACGAUAGACCACGGCUUCAUCACCUUUGCUGUGAUGAGGGAGGCUGGCUACAAGGAGAAGGUCAAGUACCAGUGCCAGGAACACUACGUUCUGGACGGCUCUGAGGAAAUACAGUGUCAGAAUACAGGCAACUGGUCCACUUUGCCCGUUUGUAGAGGUGAGUCAGUGUAGGGUGAAGUUGCCCCUAGACGCUGAUCUUCGGUCAGUUUUAUAUUUCCCCCACUAAUGGUUAAGGUUAGGAUUGAGGGAGGGGAAGCUGACCCUAGAUCUGUACAUCAGAGGAGGCUGGUUGGAGGAGCUAUAGGAGGACGGGCUAAUUGUAAUGGCUGGAAUGGAAUAUAUGGAACGGUAUCAAACACAUAAAAAAAUAUGGAAAGCACAAGUUUGACUCUGUUCCAUUUAUUCCAUUCCAGCAAUUACAAUUAGCCCGUCCUCCUAUAGCUCCUCCCACCAGCCUCCUCUGCUGUACAUAGGGGAAACUUCACACCUGAGCCAUUGAGUCAUAGAAAAGGUUGCACUGUUUUUACACUUGUGGGAAUGUCACUUGUGUGUUUCUGUAUAUCGAACCAGCUUGUUGACUUACAUGUGAUUAGAUGUGUAUCAGCAACCAUUUAUUUAAUCUUCGAUGACUGAAAUGAUUGCGUAAUGAGAGCAUUCUGCCAUUGUGACUUUGAGCAAGGCACUGUAUUCCCAAAACGUCUCCUUGUGGGGGCACUGCUGUGUGGCUGACCAACCUAUUAUAUGUGUGGUGUACGUGGUGUGGUGUGUUGGGUACUGAUACAGAAGAAAAUGAAGAAUUUCCAUGAUUUAUUCCAUUUAAUUAUAUUCCUAUUCAAUUCUAAACUGAAAGUAAUGUUGCUUUGCUUGUCUUCACGUUACUGCAGCCCCCUGUAAAGUUAACAUCAACAGAGGUCGCAUCUUCUACAACGCCAAGAAGAUCUGGAUUGGGGAUUUGAAACCCAAUAGAGUCCUUCACGGGGAGCCUGUUGUGUUCUACUGUCUGAACAAGGAGCUGAAGUGUGGCAUUCCAGUAGCAAGUCAAUGCAACGACGGCACACUCAAUACCCCAGAAUGCUUUAAAGGUGAGGCAGGUCGUACCAAAAUAACAUGGUCACGUUCAUUAUGGCAUGCAUGUUUUAAAACAUUUUACUACCACGUAAAUCGAAAAUGAGUGUUUCUUAUUGGACAAGUGUUGGCAGUCUCCAUGUUUCAGUCCAUUUUCUUCUGUUUUGGUGACAAAUGAACACGACACAGAGUAAAAUGUGUUGUGGUCGCUGCCAUCACAUUUUCAAAGCUUCCCAAAUGCUGUUUAGUUGAGUCCUUCAUAUUCUCACAACUAAAAUUCAAAAUGUGUUUGUGUGUCUGUCUUUCUCUUAGAACCAGGCAAGAUGGAGUACACCCUCAAGCCCAAAUCACUUCCAUCUGAGAUUGCGAUGUGUCCUGCUGACCUAACAAAAUAAACACAAUACGAAGAGGAAAGAUUGGGCAAAUAAAUUACAAAUAAAUGUGACUUUGUGUCCAAAUAAUCCAGCCUUGCUUUUGUUAAUAACCUGUUGAUUGUUUCCAUAACUUGAAUGAGCCUGAAUUUGAUUGCCUGUAAAGUAUAGUACAUGUUAC
Molecule: messenger RNA, 4034 nt
Organism: Coregonus sp. 'balchen'
Lineage: Eukaryota; Metazoa; Chordata; Actinopteri; Salmoniformes; Salmonidae
Source: the annotation of a GenBank genome assembly